Molecule: messenger RNA, 240 nt
Organism: Protopolystoma xenopodis
Lineage: Eukaryota; Metazoa; Platyhelminthes; Monogenea; Polystomatidea; Polystomatidae
Source: the annotation of a GenBank genome assembly
AUGCUGGGCGGCUGGCAGACAAUGGCGUGUCCAUUACUCCUCGGCCCGGCUCGUGUGUGCACCUCAUGGGCCCGGUCCCCAGCAUCGGGGGGUGCCGUUCGAGACCGGCUUCGCGACUACUCCACAAUCGUCUGUCGACCCUCCCGACGCCGACAUGACGCCUCCUCGGCCCUCGGACCUCCACACAUGCAUUCUACACAGGUCGACCGGCGCCGGCUGGUCGGGCGGCAUGUAGGCUGA